GGCGGGAUGGAGUCGAUGGACGAGGCGAAGAAGGAGCACCGGCGGCUCGUGCUGCGCCUCCGCAACCGCGUCAAGCAGAAGAAGCGUCGGGAUCGGUACCUCAAUGAGCGCGAGCGGCUUCUAGCGCAAGUGACCGAGAUGCGAUCGGUGCUCACGGAGCUCGGGCACAAGCAGGUCGUGCCCACGAGCUUGCUACCUUGGAAGGACGUGGCAGGCAGCCUCGCGCAGGCCAGCGUCGAGGCGCGCCUCUCGCUCCAAGUGCUGCGCGACCGGUGCGAGGCCAUGUACCGCCUCGGCCGCGUCAUGUCGGCGUGGGUCGGAUCCAUGUCCCGUCGCAACAACGUGCCGGACGUUGGCCGGCCGUUCACAUCGACACCCAUCGUGCUUCUCGCAGACGCAGCGUCCCGCAAGCUCGGCCUUGACUGGUUCACGCAGCACAUGUACUACAACACGGACCGGAUGCAGCAACUCUGCGCCUUUCCAAGCUCGGGCACCGUCCGUGACAUCUCAGUCGUCGACCAUGAAAAUGGCGUCUCGGACAUCCUCGGGCGUAUCCAGAUCGACUGCGACCUGCCGCUCGAGGCGACGUACGCAGCCCUCCACGAUAAGAUCUGGGACGAGCUCCGCGGCGACACGCAAGCCGCCAUGUCCGAGUUCCUCGACGCCGAUAUCAUCAAAAGCAUCGAUGCCAAGAUGGUGUACCGGCGCACGGCGCUCACGGCGGACGAGAGCAACUACUACGUGUGCCGCGAGUUUGCGACGCAGGACCGGAUUGUCUUUUUGUUUGGGAAUUUCAGCCAAGACGCACUGCAGCCCGAGAACGUCCGGUGGCGUCCGCGCAUGUUUUGGUACUGCCUCGAGCGCUUGGGCGCGGGCCACACGCGCAUCAAGCAGAUUCUGUACAACGGCCCCAAAGUCGUCCACAACCAGAUCGUUCCAUGGACGAGCGACGCCGACUGGAUCAGCGAAAGCUUCUCGGACGACCCGCAGUUCCAACAGUACGAGCGCUGGGUCAACAAGGACUGGCAGCCAAUGCUCGAGAGUGAUUUUGCCGUGCUGUCGAGCCCCCGGCGCCGGGAUCCACCCAGUGCACCGUGACAAUGAUAUGUCUGUCUGCGAUGAAUGGAGACCUCAAUAAUGUGUUAGAGUCGAACUCGGG
Messenger RNA from Saprolegnia parasitica CBS 223.65, 1159 nucleotides. RefSeq lists its product as hypothetical. The transcript is spliced from 4 exons. The record is from RefSeq and is a predicted model, not a curated record. The coding region runs from base 7 to 1098 and encodes 363 amino acids. NCBI's taxonomy places the organism in Eukaryota, Oomycota, Saprolegniomycetes, Saprolegniales, Saprolegniaceae.